Lampris incognitus (smalleye Pacific opah) is the source of this 1254-nucleotide messenger RNA. Its product is annotated as protein arginine N-methyltransferase 8-B-like. Gene Ontology annotation, biological process: peptidyl-arginine methylation. NCBI's taxonomy places the organism in Eukaryota, Metazoa, Chordata, Actinopteri, Lampriformes, Lampridae. Gene Ontology annotation, molecular function: protein-arginine N-methyltransferase activity. Gene Ontology annotation, cellular component: plasma membrane. The record is from RefSeq and is a predicted model, not a curated record. Bases 1 to 1254 code for a protein of 417 amino acids. The transcript has 10 exons.
AUGGGACUGGGGCAUUCGUCGCGUUGCUUGCUGCUCCGGAGGAAGAUGGCGGAGGCGGACAGUUCGGAGGUAGGAUGCGUCCUGCACUCCCUCCCUCGUCACACCCGGCAGCAGCCCGCCGCGUCUCUCCAUUCCCGGUCUGCCCAGCCGUCCCCUUCGCCUAAACCAGUGCCUACCACCCACCAUGUGCCCCGUGUCCCCCGGGCGCCUCACGUAGCAACUCUGACCAACGGCCCCGGCCGAGGCAAGAUAGCCAAGUUCCUCAGCCCGGAGGACAUGACAUCCCGAGACUACUACUUUGACUCGUACGCCCACUUUGGCAUCCACGAGGAGAUGCUAAAGGACGAGGUCCGGACUCUGACCUACCGGAACGCCAUGUACCACAACAAGCACGUGUUCAAAGAUAAAGUCGUCUUGGAUGUGGGCAGCGGCACAGGCAUCCUGUCCAUGUUCGCUGCCAACGCUGGUGCCAAACACGUGUACGGGAUUGAGUGUUCAAGUAUAUCAGAAUAUUCAGAGAAGAUUAUCAAGUCCAACCACCUACACAAUGUUAUCACCAUCUUCAAGGGCAAGGUGGAGGAAGUGGAGCUACCCGUGGAGGAGGUGGACAUCAUCAUCUCAGAGUGGAUGGGCUACUGCCUCUUUUACGAGUCCAUGCUCAAUACUGUCAUCUUCGCCAGGGACAAGUGGCUGAAACCCGGAGGCUUGAUGUUUCCAGACAGAGCAGCUCUGUAUGUGGUGGCCAUAGAGGACCGGCAGUACAAGGACUUCAAAAUCCACUGGUGGGAAAACGUGUAUGGGUUUGACAUGAGUUGCAUUCGUAAUGUGGCCAUCAGAGAACCGCUGGUGGAUGUGGUAGAUCCCAAGCAGGUGGUGACCAACUCCUGCCUCCUAAAGGAAGUGGACAUCUACACCGUCAAACCGGAGGACCUGUCCUUCAGCUCGGCCUUCUGUCUCCAGAUCCAGAGAAACGAUUACGUCCACGCCCUGGUCACUUACUUCAACAUCGAGUUCACCAAGUGUCACAAGAAGACCGGCUUCUCCACCGCUCCGGAUGCAGCCAGUACCCACUGGAAGCAGACAGUGUUUUACUUGGAAGACUACUUGACCGUCAAAAAGGGAGAAGAGAUAUUUGGGAGCAUUGCAGUCCAGCCUAAUGAAAGCAACGUGCGUGACUUGGAGUUCACCCUUGAGCUGGACUUUAAAGGACAACUGUGCGAGGCGGCUAUUUCUCAUGACUACAAAAUGCGAUAG